AUGCUACUCGGCUUAAGGGGCCUCACACAGGGUGGUCAAAGUUCAUCUCCUCCGGUCAAGCUCCGUGUAUCAGACAAGCAUGUGGAGAUUGAUAACGGCAUUGGUCGACUUACAUUGUUGAAACCGAGCGGCUCUAUCACAGGCGUAGGUUAUAGAGGAAUCAAAAACAUUCUCGAGUAUAAAACUGUGGAAGAUCGAAGAGGGCUUGACAGUACAAACUUCAAAGUUGCAGCAGAAAAUGAAGAUCAGAUUGAAGUCUCAUUCACCAAGACGUUGAGCGAGUCCCGUGUCCUUCGUGGGGUAUCUGGUUUCUACUCGUAUGCAAUAUUCGAGCACUUGGAAGGGUGGCCCGAUUUGAACAUCAACCAAGCAAGAAUUGCCUUCAAGCUUCACCAGGACAAAUUCAAUUACAUGGUUAUAUCAGACAAUAAGCAACUAUUCAUGCCAACCGAUAACGAUAGGAAAGCCGGUCAGAUUCUUGGUUACAAAGAAGUUGUUUGGUUACAAAGGAGAGGUAUUGUGUUAAUUAAUCGAGUCGAUGACAAGUAUCAAUACUCGUGUGAUAACAAGGAUAGUCGUGUCCACGGAUGGAUUAGCUCAAACCCGAAAGUUGGAUUUUGGGUGACUACGCCAAGUGACGAGUUCAGAGUUGGUGGGCCCGUCAAGCCUGACCUCACGUCACAUGCGGGCCCAACUUCACUAGCCAUACUCUUUAGUGACCAUUACGCGGGCCCCACAUUGGAGUUAAAUUACGCAACGGUGAGCCUUGGAAGAAAGUUUUCGGGCCCGUUUUCGUAUACCUUUAUAACGCUUAUCCCGACAAUAAAUCGAGUGCACUUUGGGAGGAUGCUAAGAGACAGGCCAGUCACCAUUAAUAAUAUAUUCUUACGUCGGAAGAGAUCGAAAUAUGGCCGACUGCACACGAACCGAGCAGCUCGCGAGCCGCUCGCGAGCGCUCGAGUCAAAGCUCGGCUCGAGCUCGAGUUUGAACGAACUCGAGUCGAGCUCGAGCUCAAAUUUUACCUUGUCGAGCGAACUCGAGCCGAGCUCGAGCAUCAUGAAAUCGAGUCGAGCUCGAGCUACUGUAUUUGUUUGUCGAGUCGAGCUCGAGCAUCAAAAAUCGAGCUCGACGAGCUCGAGCUCGAGCUCGAGCAGCUAAAAAAAAGAUAUCAAUCCUGCUCGAUAAGGCCAAUGCCCGACUCGGCUCGGCUCGUUUGCAGCCCUAUUCAUGACAAGUACAUUAAUAAUCGGGAGCUUUUACCGGCAAAAUUUGCUUAUGUGGGGUUAGCUCAACCUGGAAAUGUAGGGUCCUGGCAAGCUGAUUCCAAGGGGUACCAAUUUUGGACACAAGCUAAUGAAACAGGGCAUUUCACGAUAAACGGUGUUCGAGCAGAGACUUAUAAUUUGUAUGCUUGGGUGUCGGGAGUCAUCGAAGACUACAAGCAUGAUGAUAACGUUAUAAUUCGACCAGGAAGCAAAAUCGAAAUAGGGGAACUUGUAUACAAUCCUCCGAGAAGUGGGCCCAUGUUAUGGGAAAUCGGGAUUCCUGAUCGUACGGCAGCAGAGUUUUACGUGCCUGAUCCUGCUCCAGGCCUUGUGAAUAAGUUGUUUAUAAACCAUACCGAAAAGUAUAGGCAAUAUGGUUUAUGGGAUAGGUAUAUAGAUUUAUAUCCUACUCAAGAUCUGAUUUACACAGUUGGGGUCAGUGACUAUAGUAAAGAUUGGUUCUUCGCGCACGUAAAUAGAAUCGUAUUCGAUGAAAGAAAUGUGCGGAGAACAGAGACUUACACAUUGAGGCUGGCAUUGGCUUCGGCUAGCUUAGCCGAAUUACAAGUAUGGAUCAACAAUCCUAAUAGUCAUCAGCCUCAUUUUACGACCGGAAAAAUUGGCAGAGACAAUACAAUUGCAAGGCAUGGCAUUCAUGGAAAAUAUUGGUUAUAUGAGGUUACUUUAUCGGGAUAUCAGCUGGUUAAUGGGAAUUACACGAUAUAUCUUAAGCAAGCGAGGACUUCAGGCCUUUUUGCCGGUGUACUGUACGAUUACAUUCGUCUUGAAGGGCCGGGGAAAGUCAACAAUUAGGAUGUGAAAUGAGAA
Striga asiatica is the source of this 2094-nucleotide messenger RNA. Lineage: Eukaryota; Viridiplantae; Streptophyta; Magnoliopsida; Lamiales; Orobanchaceae. The record is from the annotation of a GenBank genome assembly.